AUGAAUGGUUGGCUCACAUUCGCAGAAUGGUUCUCUGUUAACCAGCCAAUGUGGAUAAACAAAGCGGUGUCUGCUCCCAGCUACCUGGUUACUGGUAACAUUUCCACGGAAGGUGUCAUAGAAACCAGUUUGUUCGGGUUAGGCCCCCUGGCAAUGCCGGCCCAAGCCGCUGGAGAAUGCAAGGGGCAUAGGCGAAAGAGGCAAUGUGGAAUGAUGGUGCAGAGCAAGCCGGGGGUGGCUUCAAUUAUGGCAUACUAA
Pyricularia oryzae 70-15 is the source of this 258-nucleotide messenger RNA. RefSeq lists its product as uncharacterized. Lineage: Eukaryota; Fungi; Ascomycota; Sordariomycetes; Magnaporthales; Pyriculariaceae. The record is from RefSeq and is a predicted model, not a curated record. The transcript has 2 exons. The coding region runs from base 1 to 258 and encodes 85 amino acids.